Molecule: messenger RNA, 2661 nt
Organism: Mya arenaria
Lineage: Eukaryota; Metazoa; Mollusca; Bivalvia; Myida; Myidae
Product: arrestin domain-containing protein 3-like
Exons: 7
Coding region: 796-2190 (464 amino acids)
Biological process (GO): protein transport
Cellular component (GO): cytoplasm
Source: RefSeq, a predicted model, not a curated record
CACAUUCCAUGGCACGGAGCUCUAUUUUAAAGCUGAUGGCAAUGGGUUUUAGAACUUGUAAUUUUAUGUAAUUACAUUGUUUUUUCAAUCAGUUCACUCCAGAAACUGCUGCUAUAUCAGUUGGCAGGGUUACAAUUGGUUGGCGAAGAGGAGGUUAAAAUGUUAAAAAAGAUAUUAAGGUUUCAGUGUCUCAGCUUUAUUUGUGAAGUGUUGUUCUCGAGGAAGGAUAGAACAUAACAAAUAAAUGACAAAUAAAUCACAUUACAUUAACUUUACCUCAAUGUUGCACAAUGAAAUCACCGUGCAGCACUUUGAACAUACGCUCGUAGAACUGCUAUACUGUAAUUGCAAUACUUAUAAUCGUCAAUAGAAUGCCUAGAACCUCAAGUACCGAGUACAUUAUGAUGGAUAUUACCAACAAGGACUGUUUCGGAACAUUUGCAUCACUGUGGCGGAUUAAGAGCUCUCUCGGGAAUUAACAUGGCACAAGUGUGAUUCUAGCUCCUACAAAUGGGGCUUGUGGCUUUAGUUUCGGCGCAAAAAGAAGCACGAAUUACAUUGCUUGUGAACAAAUUAUCAUAUGAUGUCAUAUCUAUAUGUACUUCAAUUACGUCCGUGUGUUCAAUCUUUCAAAGGUUUGACAAUAGAUACGUGUUCGGUAGUUGAAUGAGACGGACUUAUUUUUUACUGUUUCUUACCAUAUUCAGUAAGCUUGUACUUCCAAAAGGUGAGCAGUAGAAUAGUGCUGGUUAUAGGUGAUAGGGGCAAAGACUUGGUUAAAUUCCGUGAUAUAUAAUGGUGAACGGGAGCAUAGUGAACGAAUUUUCGGUGAGCUUGGAUGGCCGGGUCGGAGAGGCGGCUCCAUCCCUCGUGUAUGCCGGGGACGCCGUUCGUGGGAGCCUGCACCUCGAGAUCCUUCAGCACAUGCCACUCACGUGUAUCUAUAUCACUGUGAAGGGCCGUGGGUACGUCCACUGGACGAACCAGCAGCUGCGUGGUCCCGGGAAGCCCCGCUUUAAAGACACCCAUCACCACGCCGCCUCUGAGGAAUACUUCGAGAGGACACUCGUCCUGUGUGGAGACAAUAACGUUGACGGGGAGGAGAAGUGUUAUCUGCCCGCGGGCCGCUAUUCAUACCCGUUCCAGUGCCAGCUGCCGGGCCGCUUGCCCUGCUCCUUCGAGGGUGAGUACGGCUACGUCCGCUACUGGGUCAAGGCCGCCAUCCACAAGGGUAGACAAAUCGUCCAGAAAACGUCAGUCCCCUUCAGUGUGCUUUCACCCCUUGAUCUUAACGGCGUUCCAGACUCGAACAAAUCAGUUCAGGAGUCGACAGAGAAGACAAUGUGCUGUCUGUGCUGUUUCUCUGGACCAGUCAGUGCCAGUAUCGCGCUUCCAAAAAGAGGCUUUGUUCCAGGGGAACCAAUCAGAUUCGGCGCUGAAAUUUCAAAUUUCUCAUCACGUCGCAUGGCGUCUUGUUCCGUAGAGCUUAAAAUGACGACACUGUUCCGGGCAGACGAUGACACCCGGAGCACGUCACAGCAAGUGUGCAAAGUGAAGCGGAAGCAGAAGAUCGGGCGGGGUGAGGAGGUCACGUGGUACAAUGACGAACUUGUGGUGCCCCCAGUGCCACCAAGCUGCCUUAUCGGCUGCAACAUCAUCAGUAUUAAAUACACUCUAGAGCUACGGGUGGAUCCUAUGGGUCCAGCGUUUGACCUGUCGCUACCUAUCGAGGUUGUGGUCGGCACGGUUCCCCACCGCAUCUACCGCCUAGAACCUCAGUACAUGAAUGUGGUUAGACCGUCACCAGAUGCUGCGUCUCUACGUCAACAGGAAAAUCACCACCAUGGUAACCCGAAUACCCAGAGACCAAUUGGAGUGCCGGUAUUGCCCACGCAGGACGGCCAGAUGAUCGUAAACCCGUCACACGUGGUUCCUUGGACGAACGGCAAUGGUGGAGCGGCUGGGUCAGAGUUGGGAUCGGACAAAGGUCAGGUUCAACAGCGGCCGUCCUCUCGGGCUUCAAAUGCUCCAUCUACCACGUCUUCCAGCUCUACAGCUCACUCGAAACGAAUAUCUGUGAUAUUUGUUGAGUCCGUGUGCCAGCGCGGAAGGCCCAAGGUGGACGACGAGCACUAUCGAUCGGGUGUCCGCGGAUUCAAUCCGGUGUACCCGUUCUAUCGCUGGAGAUAGUAGCACCACUGACGCACAAAACUGGCUUUUUUAUCGUGUGGUGUAAAUUGGUCCAAGGUUCAAAUCCACUCCGUGAAUUGGCUACAAUGGAAACAGUUCUUGAUUUGUAGUCGCUGGAAUAUUACUUGUGCAUUUUUUAAUGGGAUGAACCGUUUUCUAUUGUGAUACUGGGAUCGAGUUUUUUUUAAAGGGAAUGAGCCGUUUUCUAUUGUGAUACUGGGAUCGAGUAAAGGUGCAUUAUUAUUAUUAUUAUUAUUAUUAUUAUUAUUAUUAUUAUUAUUAUUAUUAUUAUCAUCAUCAUCAUCAUCAUCAUCAUCAUCAUCUGUGCCGAAUAUUGGAAAUUACUACCAAACAUAUGGCAUAACAUGCCGGGCUUCUUGGUGCGAUUUUAAUUGUAUAAGUAUGAUAUGAUAGUUAUUAUAUACAUAUGUACUUGUUUGCAUACAUGUAUGUAUGAAGUGUAUGUUAAAA